This is a messenger RNA of Homarus americanus (American lobster), 1163 nucleotides long. RefSeq names its product menin-like. Bases 43 to 669 code for a protein of 208 amino acids. NCBI's taxonomy places the organism in Eukaryota, Metazoa, Arthropoda, Malacostraca, Decapoda, Nephropidae. The record is from RefSeq and is a predicted model, not a curated record. The transcript is spliced from 3 exons. Gene Ontology annotation, biological process: regulation of transcription by RNA polymerase II; negative regulation of cell cycle; negative regulation of cell population proliferation. Gene Ontology annotation, cellular component: nucleus; histone methyltransferase complex; chromatin. Gene Ontology annotation, molecular function: transcription cis-regulatory region binding; chromatin binding; Y-form DNA binding.
UGUUACUUUCUUUUCCAAGACAACUUGGGGGACCUGGAGGAGAUGAUGCCAACAAAGGGUCGAUGUCCAGCCACAAAGAUGUAUGAAGAAGCCAUAACCAGUGCAGUCCGCUACUACGAAAAUCAGCAUGUGUACCCGUACACCUACUUAGGGGGGUACUGCUAUAGGAACAAAUUAUACAAACAAGCACUCAAGUAUUGGGCCCGAGCUGCCUCAGUCAUAAGAAAUUAUAAUUACUCAAGAGAUGAUGAAGAAAUCUACAAAGAGUUUUUAGAGAUUGCCAAUGAGCUAAUUCCUCACAUCAUGCGAGUGGUUAGCUCGGGGAUCUCGGCCAGAUCCAUACUGAAGGACCCAGAGUGUUUUGGAUACCUGUUGGAGUUUUAUGAUGGGAUCUGUGAGUGGGAGGAAGGUUCAGCCACCCCAGUGCUACACAUUGGCUGGGCCAAGGCACUCUUCAACACUAUUGCCAAAUUUGAUGCUCACGUCAGGUCUCAUGUCAAGAUAUCCUGCAUAGAUCCUGAUUCCACAGACAUCAGUGAAGUACAAGAAUCCCCAACGCUGGAAAAGACAGCAACAGAGGCCAGAACUUCACAGGAUCAGAAUGGGAACAUGGCUGCUGACUGUAUAAAUAUUGCUGAGGAGGUUGGUGAAUACUCUAUUCAUGGAUAAUGGAUAAUACUUACUAGAUCACACAUCACUUUUACCAUGGAAUGAUCAGUUUUGUUAUUGUUGAAUAGGUCAAGUUGUAUUGAACCAGUAUUGAUUAAAAAAAAUAUAUAUAUAGUAAGAGAUUGUAAUUAGGAAAUAAUUGAAGCUUAUUUUGGUGGUCACCAAAAUUUUCAUUAUGCUCUUUCUGGUUAGUUAGGAGAAUCAAUACAGUGUUGAAGCAUUUUCUUAUUACCUCCCAAUCUGUAUCUGCACAAAUAUUAGUAUGACAGUCAGGAACUACUGUAUAGCACACAACAUAAUGAUGUUCUUCAUAUUAUAAUCAUUGUGAGAAAGAAAAUUAAAGAUGUAAAUAAUCAUAGUCAGGAAAAGGCGCGGGGAAUUGAGUGUACAGUCUUUCCUCGAUUUACGACAAUCCGGACAUACGACGGCCAUGGUCGUAUAAAAUAUUUUUCACAUGACGUAUUUUCAAGUCCCGGCGUUAGUGAUCGCGCUGU